Messenger RNA from Mercenaria mercenaria, 3425 nucleotides. RefSeq lists its product as uncharacterized. Lineage: Eukaryota; Metazoa; Mollusca; Bivalvia; Venerida; Veneridae. Gene Ontology annotation, molecular function: protein binding. The record is from RefSeq and is a predicted model, not a curated record. Bases 762 to 2681 code for a protein of 639 amino acids. The transcript has 11 exons.
ACAAAGCAGGGAUCAAUUCGCAAGGAAGUGUUCCAUAAGAAUUUAGAUUGAUUGAUUUAUAAUAUUUAUUGAUUUUCUGUCGGAAUACAAAUGACAAUUGUCAAGACCGGUGUCUUUUGACAGAAUGGUAGCAGACACGUCGAUUGAUACCAGUGAUUCAUUGGUAGGGGUUAAUUUAAAAGUUUAAUUGAUUAUAGUUUCCCUAGUGUCCGUGCGAUGUUUUAAAUCUUGUGGUAUUGAGAGCAUUGAUGGUAAAAAUACAUUUUUUAAAAACACGCUGAAAUGUUACAAAAUGCAUUUUAUGGUCGUCGCCUAUGCUCCAUACAUGGUAAAAUGCUAAAAAUUAUUGGCUUAACUUAACCAGGGGCGGAGGCGAGCGGGGUGGAUGGGGGUCCGAACCCCAAGUGUCUGUGUUGCAAUCAUGAAGAUAUGCCGUUUGAAGAAUAUGAUUCCGUGUUAAAAAAUCAACGGAGUAUUGCGUCGAAUCAGGACUGGAACGGUUCACACAUAAUUAAUUUGUAUGUCACAUUGUGCCAAAAUUAGUUUGUGUCGUCAAAGAAUUUGAAGACGGUUAGAGCAUUUGGGACACAGUUUCAUAUUACAACAAUUUAAAUAGAUUGAACGUAACACAUACUAUAAUAGAUUGAUAUUAAAGUAUAAUAAAGAUUUAAUGUAUGCAUACACCCUGAACAAGAGACCUUUCGUUAACAAGGAUAUAAAUAUCUGACAAGAGGUGAACUGUUCUACUGAACAAUUCAAAGAUGCUGCUUCGAAGAUAUAUUGCUUUAAGAAUGUUGUACCUGUAUUUAGUUACAUGUAAGACUUAUAUUCAGUCUUUACAACAAAUAUUCUACAAGACAUUUGACAACAUAGAUUCAGGAAGUGAGGUAGAAAAUAUCCCGUAUAUUCCUAAGCAUAAUAUUUAUCCCGUCAUUCAUCUGCCUAAAUCUUGUCCAUUUAGUCCUUUAAAAACCUGCAGCCACAAUGAAUUUUACUGGAAACAGUUUGAACAGCACUGCAAUGGUAGUGCUUAUUGUCCUAAUGGAACACACGUGCAAUGUGUAGAGAACGAAGAAUAUCCUUGGAAGGGCGUGCUUCUGGUAUGUGGACCAAUCGGGAACUGUGACAGAGAUGCACGGCACGUGGUGUACUUUGACAAGAGUAGGCCGUACAUAUAUCAGCUUGGGAAAAAGAAAUGCGAAGAUGGGAGGCAUCAUUUGAACUACAAUAUUUGCUUCGGUGAUUGUACCUUAGACAACAGGAUUCGAAUAGUUCAGAAAAGUACACCAAUAACACCAGCUACUGCAUAUUGUAACUACGAGAUUGGAUAUUGCAACGCUGAAAAGCCGAAAAUCUUUGAGUUAAUAGAUGAAUCCGACACGUGUUACUCAACAUAUGAAAGAGAACAUCGACCAUGCCCUCCUGGAAAAGAAAGAUUGCCUGACUGUUCAUGUGAGGACCUGUGUAACGACGGAUAUGUCAGAGAUUCCGCGAACGAUUUUGAAUGUAAGAUAAGUUCAAAACUUUUCGUUUCCACAGAUGUAGAACUUUUCAGAAUGAAGAUUAUUAUCCAACAAUAUGCAGCAGGGCUGCGUUUGACUUGGGACUUUUCCUUUGAAAAUGGAAUUUGUGUCAAAGCACUAAAGGUAACGUACUGGGAGGCAGACAAACUCCGCGAGAUUUCAUUAGAUGACAUCAUUUUAACAAAUGAAUAUCCAAAACAUACUGAUAUUGAACCAUUGUUUCCCGGACAAACAUACGUAGUCAAGGUUCAGAUUGUUUAUGAUCAUGAUGGCAACUUGAGGAAUAUUACUUUACAAAGAACAAGAACAAUGCGACCAAAUCCCGUCGAAAAUGUCACAGUUUGUUUUACUGGUGGGAACGUAGAGUUAAAAUGGGAGACUCCAAGAAGAAGUAUGCAAGAUCACUAUAGUGUAGAAUACAGGAUGGUUAGGAGAAAUCGGAAACCUUCUUGGUUAAAUAACAGAACUAGGGAUUGUAAAUAUACGUUGCAGCACCCUUUCCCAGGGGAAGAAUACGAUUUUAGGGUUUAUUCCGUAAGCAACCGUACUUCUAGUGAGGACAAAACGAUCGGUCUAGUCGUCCCUCCUCUGCCACCUCAUAAACUUCAUCGUCAUUUUCCGUCUCCAUCUACAACGGACGUGAUUAUAUUCUGGUUUAAAAAUGACACACGGAGUCACGUGGAAAAAUGGAAUCUGAGAUAUAAUUUAAGCAAUGGUGACAACUAUCAUAUGGAUAUACCUCUUCCGGAUGAUGGGAACCAUGUCCAGGCUACACUUUCCGAUUUUCGGCGAGGGCAAACAUAUUCCGUUUUAGUUUAUAGUCUCGUCGGUGAUGUGUGUUCAGCUGUGCCUGCUCGCAUCGAUGUCAAAAUACCUGUAAAGGAGGAGAAAGGUGUUCCAAUCUUUGUGUGGCUAAUUUUAGGAGGCAUUCUUAUUUUCCUCGCGGCCGCAGUCAUUUUCCUUGUGGUGUUAGUAUUAAGAAAAGUAUCAGUCAUCAACCAUGUUAGCAACAUCUUCAACAUUAAUAGACUUCAGGCUAAUGUGAAUAAUGACAUAGGAGAUUUGAACAUACCUUUAGCAGAUGUAAUACAUGACGCCUUGAACAACAACAACAACGCUGCUAUUUCGGACGAUAGUUCGGAUUCCGAAGACAGAUAACGAAAACCCAGGAGAUAGAUGAUCAUAUUCUGAUGUUAUAUAGCCUAAAGCAGUAAGCGCCAGUAUAUGUACUGUCUGAAUGAACAGCACAUAGUUUGAAUAGUACGUGUCCCGAAAAUCAGCAAAUUGCAGCUCUGAUGGAAUAUAUACAGGAUUAUGUUUCGCUUAUGGAACAACAAAAGUAUAUUUUCUUCUUACCUUUGUGUUCAUUAUGCAAUUGAUGUCUGUCUCUGAAUAUUGUACCUUUGCAUCGGUACCACGAAAAGAUGUAUAUUAAAUGGUGUAUGUAAACAAUUAUGCCAUGAUAAAUUAAAAAGGACGAUAUGUAUAACAAUUUACCAAUAUUUAAGGCAAAAGGACUUAAAUAACAUUGUAAUAAUUUUUACAUACACGAAAGCGAUAACCACUGCUUUCUGUUAUUGAUCUCAGUUUCAGUAUGGUGCAUUUCAUAUACAUGACAAUGAGUGUAAUGAUAAGCGCAUGCAAAGAAGCAAUUGAUACUUUCGUAUGGGUAACAUUACUAAUGUUUUAAUGUAUUAUGGAACAACAGUAGAGCGGUGUAAUCGUAUACGUAAUUUAUUCAGAUUGCCUGACGUGUGAAGUGACAGUAUGAUUAACGUGUUUACCUGUUGAAAAUGUCAGGGUUCAUUGUUUUAGAAAAAUAAAACUUAAAUUUUCAAUUUAAUUUUUUCUUUGGACGCUUUUGUAUUUAUAUAUCAUACAAGAUUAAACGUUUUUUGAAAA